Molecule: messenger RNA, 449 nt
Organism: Penicillium subrubescens
Lineage: Eukaryota; Fungi; Ascomycota; Eurotiomycetes; Eurotiales; Aspergillaceae
Product: glutaredoxin
Exons: 2
Coding region: 1-309 (102 amino acids)
Biological process (GO): cellular response to oxidative stress
Cellular component (GO): cytoplasm; nucleus
Molecular function (GO): glutathione disulfide oxidoreductase activity
Source: RefSeq, a predicted model, not a curated record
AUGUCCGCCGCCAAGACCAAGGCUCAGAACCUCAUUAAUGAGAACGGCGUUGUCGUCUUCUCCAAGUCUUAUUGCCCCUACUGCAAGUCUAGCAAGGAUUUGUUGAACAAGUUGGGUGCUAAGUUUGAGGUGUUGGAGCUUGAUCAGAUUGAUGACGGUUCUGCCAUCCAGACUGCUCUCCAGGAGAUCUCCAACCAGCGCACCGUGCCCAACAUCUUCAUCAACCAGAAGCACAUCGGUGGUAACUCCGACCUCCAGGCUAUUUCUGGCCAGCUCCCUCAGCUGCUGAAGGAUGCUGGUGCCCUGUAAAGAGGCCAGGACACGAUGUUUCUAGAAUAUGAUAUGCGCGAGGGAUAACUAGUUCUGUCUUUGUACGCGACUAUGGAACUGGAACUGCGCAUGCGAUCUUUUGAUAGAUAAUUUUGCAUUUACGUUCAUGCACUUGGAGU